GCUCCACUGCGCCAAGUUGUGUUCGGACUGUCCACUAUGCCAUAUCAAGCUCAGCGAAUCUCCGUUCAAUAUCCAAGCAGGCGCCCAUCACUUUCCAGGCUCGGCGGUGGAUCAGCAACGAACUCCUAAUCCAUACAGGAUAAAUAUACAUCCCAAAUUCUACAAAACAGGCGCCCAAAUUGGCCGCCGUAGUUUUUAAACUGGUGUCGCAGGAUAUUAGUCGCUUGACCUCUUUCUCCCACCCUGAUACACCGUCUCUCCUGAGCUUCAGAUUCAUUUCUGCGUGGUCGACCCUCCAUUUCAGGCGUGGCCUUACUAUUUAUUCACUAUUGGGGAAUCAUUCAGGAACCAGGUACCUUGCUAAUAGCUAGCGCUCUAUCAUCCACCAGCUUCGCGAAUGUCCAUGACGCUAGCAUUAUCACCGAAAAGCCAAAUCUAUGCUGUUGGAAGGGGCGCGCAUUUAGUAUCUUAUGAGAUGAAUAUCGGGGACUGUGAUCAUGACCACGCAGUGGGUGGUUACUCGGACAACUCUUCACACCACAAUUUUCCAGCCAUUCCGCUCAAAUCGGGGCGUAAGAGAGCACUAUGUAUCGGUAUCAACUAUCGUGACAGAAGCAACCGGCUCCAAGGCUGUAUAGAAGAUGCUACAAAGAUUCGCGACUUCUUGAUGCGUGAACAAAACGGUUACAAGGACGAUGAUAUCAGAAUGCUUACGGAUGAUACGGACAAGAAGCCUACGAAAAAGAAUAUAUUGGAUGCCAUGUCCUGGCUUGUUAAGGGUUCCCGGCCGGGAGAUUCAUUAUUUCUUCAUUACUCCGGGCACGGUAGUCAGGUUGCCGACACGAAUGGCGACGAAAUCGACGGCAAAGACGAAGACAUUGAGUGCAGCGACUCGUCUAUUAUUAUCGAUGAUGAAAUUCACAAAAUUCUUGAAUCACUAUCUUCUGGCUGUCGACUUACGGCCCUGUUCGAUAGCUGCCAUUCCGGAACGGUUCUGGACCUGCCCUACGUCUACAACUGCCUUGGUGGACGUUAUUGCGCAACUAAAGUGCCAGUGUCGGAUAUUUUAGGCGAUGUGAUAUGCUGGUCUGGCGCUAAGGACGACCAGGAAGGUACCGAUACGCCUCAAGGAGGCGUCAUGACCCGUGCAUUUAUCGAGUCACUGGAGAACAAACCUGUGCAGUCAUAUCAGGAUCUUCUCCACUCCAUCAGGACGACGAUCCAGCGUAAAACCUAUAAACAGAUUCCGCAGCUGGGAAGUUCUCUUCCAAUGGACACUAGUCUGGAUUUUAUCUUCUGAACAUAUUUUGACCUCCCCCGAGCCGAAUUAUCUGAGCGCUUAAUGUGUAUUGUAUAAUAAAAUGCUAAUCCGUGAUUAAUUGAUUAUCGG
Desarmillaria tabescens is the source of this 1390-nucleotide messenger RNA. RefSeq names its product caspase domain-containing protein. Gene Ontology annotation, biological process: proteolysis. Bases 398 to 1300 code for a protein of 300 amino acids. Gene Ontology annotation, molecular function: cysteine-type endopeptidase activity. The transcript is spliced from 18 exons. Lineage: Eukaryota; Fungi; Basidiomycota; Agaricomycetes; Agaricales; Physalacriaceae. The record is from RefSeq and is a predicted model, not a curated record.